AUGGGAUCUGCUUCUGCUUCCGAUCCCUACCCCGUGUCUGUUUCGUCCCUUCACUUCCCCUCAGCAGAGCAGCAAUCGAUUUCCCAAACGCUAUCUGCAUUGCGACGAUCAGCGCUCUCCGUCACCAACCGACUGCGUUCCAUCGAGGCCGACGCGGCCUUUGUCCGUGAGGUUGCAGCCCAUUACGACCUUCCUCUCAUCGCCAACGAAAGAUGCGGGAGCUGGUAUAUCCCGCCUGAAGUCAAGUCGGGCAGUGCGUACUUCAAGAGUACAGAUGGUCACACGGGCCAGUGGGAUUUCAGCUUUCGCAGACUAAAUUUGCAGCUUCUACCAAUUGCCAGAGAACAUGGGGGUUGCAUUAUCGUGGAUUCCACGCGCCGGGGUAAAUUGAUGCCUGAUGCCCUGUCUAAAACCGUUCCAAUCUGGUGUGCCGUCAUCAACCGGGCGCUGUUUCCGUCUGACACUGCAUAUCACGCGGUGAAUUUUCCGCCAAAUUAUCUGGGCGCUUCUGAAGAGUCCCAGAUUGAGCGGAGGAUUGACGGCUUCGUCAAAUCCCUCGAGAAUCUGAAACUCGAUCUGGAUGAACUCAAGCAGCAGCUUGGAAAGCCUAUUCGGGUGGCAUGGGCCAAUCGCGCCUACUUCCAUCCGACAGAUCUGCAUAAAGGGAAUGACUAUCGCCUGUUUGUCCUCUGUUCCGCAUCUAAAAGAGUCCAUGGCGCAGAAAUGUCCGAAGGCGGCUAUAUCCAAGGAGCAGGAGAUGACAGCGAGAGUUGGGCCUAUGGGUUAACUCCUCCUGUCUUUUGGGCUACUAAAGCGACCCUGUUCCAGUACUCAGAAGAAGAUCUCCCAACCGUAAUCGAGCAGCUGGUUGAAGACCACAGCAAAAAGAACGUUGAUCAAAGAGCGAUACGUGUUGCGCCAACACGAAACUUAUAUAUCAGCCAAACACACCCACAACUAAACAAUGGCAGCAUGUUCAAUCUGGUUAUAGAUUGUAAUGCGAGCCCAGAAGGGGCGGAAGAUAACGCAAAUCGCCUGAAUCUCGGUUGCGGGUCUUCUAAGCUUGGAAGCCGUGACCUGCGCAAACACCUGGACAAGGUCCAAGACUUUGUCAAGUCCCGUCUGAGCUCAGACCCAUCACAAUCAUUGCUGGUGACAUGUGAGACUGGCAAGGAUCUUUCGGUCGGUGCUCUACUUGCGAUAUUGUGUCUGUUCUAUAAUGAGGAAGGCAAGUCUCUCAUCGAUCUGUCAACCCAUCGUGUGUCUCUUGUUGGGCGUCUUUUUAAUACUAAUAAUACUUCAGGCGAAUUCAAUGCUAUUCCCACCAACCAACUGAUCGGCAAGCAAUUCAUUCGUCAGCGGCUUGCCUGGAUCACAUCCUCCAAACAUGAUGUGAAUCCCUCGCGGUCUACGCUUCAAUCGGUCAAUGCCUUCCUCAUGCAACGCCCAGAUUACUAA
Molecule: messenger RNA, 1458 nt
Organism: Aspergillus niger
Lineage: Eukaryota; Fungi; Ascomycota; Eurotiomycetes; Eurotiales; Aspergillaceae
Exons: 4
Coding region: 1-1458 (485 amino acids)
Biological process (GO): charged-tRNA amino acid modification
Cellular component (GO): cytoplasm
Molecular function (GO): tRNA adenosine(64)-2'-O-ribosylphosphate transferase activity
Source: RefSeq, a predicted model, not a curated record